Molecule: messenger RNA, 987 nt
Organism: Gloeophyllum trabeum ATCC 11539
Lineage: Eukaryota; Fungi; Basidiomycota; Agaricomycetes; Gloeophyllales; Gloeophyllaceae
Product: NAD P-binding protein
Exons: 5
Coding region: 1-987 (328 amino acids)
Cellular component (GO): mitochondrion
Molecular function (GO): protein-containing complex binding
Source: RefSeq, a predicted model, not a curated record
AUGGGUUCGAAAGUUGUUAUAUGCGGGGCUGGAUUUCUAGAGUGUAUACAAGGUUCGAACAUCGCGAAGGCAUUGGCCACAAGCAACGUCCCCCAUCAGGUUCAAAUAUCGUCUCGGAGCCCUCAGCGCACAUUCGACGGCCUACGUCGCGUCAUCACUGCAGAGCAACUUCUGCCUCCAGCUGCAGCUGACGUGACAAAACCAGAUUCUUUGCUGAAAGCUUUCCGAGGCGCCGACUUGGUCGUAUCACUCGUGGGGGUCAUGCACGGCUCCCCUGAAGAUUUCGAACGGAUACAGUGGAAAGGUGCAGAGAACGUCGCUAGAGCAGCCAAGGACGUCGGCGCCAAACUGGUUCACUUCAGUGCUAUCGGGGCAGACGCCAAUAGCGAGAUACCUUAUGCCAGGACGAAAGCGUUCGGCGAGGCUGCUGUCUUCCAGGUUCAUCCGCAGGCAACCGUCAUUCGACCCAGCAUUGUGUUUGGGCCUGGCGAUGGAUUUUUUCCGCGCUUCGCACAGCUGUCGCAGGUCUUGCCAUUCCUUCCCGUCUUCGGUGGUGGUACAGCUCUCUUUCAACCUGUUUUUGUCGGGGACAUCGCAAGAGUGGUCGAGAUUAUUGCCAGAAAUGAUAAGGAUGUAGACAACUUGGUACAGGGUAAGAUAAUCGAGGCGGGUGGUCCGGAAGUGUUCACUUACCGAGAACUCAUGGGUGCCGUAUUAACUUAUGCGGGCCGCUACCGUCCGGUCAUAUCCCUCCCCUUCGCCCUCGGCACAAUGCAAGGAUAUGUCAUGGAAAAGCUGCCUAUGAACCUAUUUACCGUCACAAGGGCGCAGGUGGAGCAACUCAAGUCAGACAACGUUGUAAAUUCAUCACCCUCCGCCAAGCAUGUAUCUUUCAAAGAUCUGGUGGAAGCACAUUCACCUACAUCUCUGAGGUCUAUUCACGAGAUUCUGCCUACCUAUCUGAAAGAAUGCUCUUCAGUUUUCUGA